This is a messenger RNA of Pseudomassariella vexata, 1842 nucleotides long. RefSeq names its product oxidoreductase molybdopterin binding domain-containing protein. The transcript is spliced from 4 exons. Gene Ontology annotation, cellular component: mitochondrion. The record is from RefSeq and is a predicted model, not a curated record. Gene Ontology annotation, molecular function: oxidoreductase activity; molybdenum ion binding. Lineage: Eukaryota; Fungi; Ascomycota; Sordariomycetes; Amphisphaeriales; Pseudomassariaceae. Bases 143 to 1705 code for a protein of 520 amino acids.
CUGGAGUUCUUCGAGGCGCCGUAUAUGCCUCCACUCUCACGAACCGCAGACAAGCCCAAUAUUCUCAUCUGAGAUAAGUUUGCUGACACCUUUGAAGAAUCGCGUUUGGAAGUUCCAAGAAUAUUCCCAUCGAUGUCUCACAAUGGCGCCUGCUGAACCUAACGCCAUACCUUUCAGGACACAGGGGGAUGUCCCUUUUUUCGCCGAGGAACGAGAGGGAUGGAAAGGAUAUGUUGAGUGGGAAAAAUACCCAGAAAAGCGGAAGAGGGCCGAAGAGAUACUCGCCAACUACGACUUCCCAGUGCCACCCGAAUUCCAACUGGAACCACUGCCAAGGACAAAUCCCAUUCUCACAGGGGAGCGUUGGAAGCAGUACCACUACGCCCUGGGGCCUACGCUUGAAAAACUACCAGAUAUCAGUUGGAAGUAUGUCUUACAGGAGAAGUCGGCGGACAUGAUCCACGUCUUACAGUUUCCAUAUAACGGUGAACCACCACGGACACGCCUCGUGGAGAAUGAGAUAACACCCAACAAAGACUUCUUCGUCCGCAACCAUGGUGGCAUCCCGGAAAUCAACCCCUCUGCCUAUACCUUCGACAUCUCUGGGCUCGUCAAGAACCCACAACGCCUCACCCUCGCAGACCUGAAAAACGAGGACCUUUUCCCGCGCAUUACCAAAACCGUGACCCUCCAAUGCUCGGGAACUCGGCGCAUCGAGCAAAUCCAGCAGUACCCAGGCGACGGCGACGAGCUCAUUAACGCGCCCUGGGGUGAAGGCGCCAUCGGGGCGGCCAAAUGGACAGGAGUCAGCCUCAAGAAAGUGAUCAAACGCUGCGGGGGCCUCGUCGACGACGCGGCACACCUCGAGUUCUUCGGUGCCGAUAGCUACUUCAAGAAGAAAAAGAUCUACAACUACGUCGUGAGCGUGCCGUGGCGAAAGGUCAAAGCCAAUGAGGUAAUGCUCGCGUGGGAGAUGAACGGGGAACCGCUUCCCAAAAUCCACGGGUUCCCGUUGCGGGCUGUCGUGUUUGGGUACAUCGGCGCUCGGAGCUGCAAGUGGCUGUAUGAGAUCAGGGCGAUUAAGCAUGAGAGCAUGGCCCCCGUGCAGAAGAAGGAGUAUUUGUAUUACACGCCGCAGGUGGGGAAACAGAACACGCUCUAUAGCAACGGCUUUAGUAUUCAGGACAUGCCGGUCUCGUCGGCGAUUAUGACGCCACUCGAUAAGGAGCAGAUAGUGCACGAGGGCAAGAUCAAGCUGAGAGGGUGGGCAUACUCGGGUGGAGGGCAUUGGCCGAUCCGGGUCGAGGUUUCGGGCGAUGGGGGGAGUGUGUGGUACGAGGUGCCGUAUGAGAAAUUGUCGACCAAGUAUUUUCAUGCUUGGAGAUUGUGGGAAAUUGAACUCCCUGUGGAUGCGGAGGGGUGGUUGGAGUUUUGUGUCCGGACGUGGGACAACGCGUUGAACACGCAGCCGACGUAUGUCAGGUCUGCGUGGAACUGGGAUCUUCACGUCACAUCUUCAUGUCAUCGCAUCAAGGUCUACAGCAUGAACAAGACACGUCCGCUCACAGCAAAGCGGCUCAAACAGCUCGAGGAUAAGGGAAUAUCCAUUCUUCCCAUCACGCAUCCGAUGGAGUUUGACCUUGAGACGGAUGAGGAGUAUGAAGUUGCUAUGGAGGCUAGGGGUGGACGUGAUCCCAAGGAGUGAUGACCAUGUUUGGGAUUUGCGCCGAAUGAUAUACCAGCGGAGUCAACUCAUGGUGCAACGGGGAAACGAAUGGCUUAGUCUUUCUUUAAGUGGAAUUGUAAAUGAAGCCAGCCUAUUUAGUAAUGACCUAUAUUUCC